Messenger RNA from Moneuplotes crassus, 888 nucleotides. Lineage: Eukaryota; Ciliophora; Spirotrichea; Euplotida; Euplotidae. The record is from the annotation of a GenBank genome assembly.
UUUUUUAGAUAAUUAUAUUGAAAAAGCACGAAAUGGAAUCUACAGAGCCAUCAAAAUCAAAGAAAGAUAGCCAAAAGGUGCGUAAGAAUAGACAAAAGGCUAGAAGGGAGUUCUUAGAGUCUAUGAGUAAAGAAGAAAGAGAGGAGUUUCUUCUAAAAGAAAAAACAGAGAAACUACAGCAAACUAAAUAUGAGCAAAAAUUACUAGACAAUAUGCACACCUUUCCAAAAGUAUACUUUGACUGUUCCUUUUGAGAUACUUUGGUGUUUAAGGAGCUCAAAUCACUUAUUUUACAAAUUAAUUGCUGUAUCAAGACUAUGAAGAGCUGCAAAAUGACUGAUCUUUCUGAGGCAGAAGCUGAUCAAGAACCCUUAGUCUAUUCUAUUAAUAUCACAUCCUACAAGGACAAUCUUCAAGAAACAUGGGAAAGAUGUGGAGUUUCAAAAUUUAUACAUUCAAAGACCCCUGAAGACAUUGAAUCCAUUUCUUUGACUAAUGCAAUUUAUUUAUCUCCUGAUGCUACAGAAGACCUUGAGGAUUUUGAUCCAUUAACAACAAAUUUUAUAAUAGGAGGGAUAGUUGACAGGACAGUUUCUUCGAAGUUAACUCUAAACAAGGCCAAUAGUAUUAAUCCAGAUGAGCAACUUCAAUGCAGGAGACUUCCAUUGCAAAAGUACUUAGAUAAAAAGUCUAAGUUUGUAUUGAACAUCAACACUGUUUAUGAAAUCUUACUUAGGUACUGUAACAGCCGUAAUUGGGAAGAAGCCAUCCUUCAGUCUGUUCCAAUGAGAAUCAGGGGUUAAAACAGCCAUUAAUACUAGAGAGGAUAAAUCUCAGACCAAUUGAGAGUUUGUUAUUCUAGCUUAAUCAAUUCAAUUUUGUAAAAAC